AAGAGGCGGCCCAGCUCAGGGCUUCUGGGCGAGGCCAGCCCGGCUGGGAGGAACGGAGCCCGGGAAUCGGAGCGGGGCGAGCCGGGAGGGUGGGCGCUCGGGAAGCGGGGCGGGGCGGGCCGGCAGGAAGUGCCCGGGGUGCUGGGGCUGGAGCCGGGCCGCCCGCACCCUGACCCUCUGAAGGUGGGAGGGCCCGGAGCGCGGCGGGGGUGCCCAGGCGAGCGCCGCGGCGCCUCGGGAGGCUGCGGGUCCCGUCGCUGCGUGAGGAGCCCCGCUGCGGGAGGCCCGGCCCAGCAACCAUGGCCCAUUACAAGGCCGAGCAGGACGACUGGCUGCUCGUCUACCUGAAGUAUUUACUCUUUGUCUUUAACUUCUUCUUCUGGGUGGGUGGGGCCGCCAUCAUGGCCGUGGGCGUCUGGACCCUGGUGGAGAAGAGCGGCUAUCUCAGCGUCCUGGCGUCCAGCACCUUCGCUGCUUCCGCCUAUAUCCUCAUCUUCGCAGGGGCCCUUGUCAUGGUGACGGGCUUCCUGGGCUUCUGCGCCAUCGUCCGGGAGGACAGGAGCUGCCUCUCCACAUACUUCUGCCUGUUGCUGGCGAUCUUCCUCGUGGAGCUGGUGGCAGGGGUCCUGGCCCACAUGUACUACCAGAGGCUCAGUGAUGAACUGAAACAGCACUUGACCCGGACGCUGGCUGAGAACUACAGGCAGCCGGGAGCCGCGGACAUCACAACCUCAGUAGACCGUCUCCAGCAGGAUUUCAAGUGCUGUGGAAGUAACAGCUCCGCCGACUGGCAGCACAGCGCAUACAUCCUGUCUCAGGAGGCCGAGGGCCGCCGGGUGCCAGACAGCUGCUGCAAGACGGUUGUGGCCCGCUGUGGGCAGCGGGCCCAUCCCUCCAACAUCUACAAGGUGGAGGGAGGCUGCGUCAGCAAGCUGGAGCAGUUCCUGGCUGACCACCUGCUGCUCAUGGGGGCAGUGGGCAUCGGGGUGGCCUGUCUGCAGCCAGGAAUGAAUCACAUGGUCACUCUCUUCCCCAGAAAAGAUGAAGGAAAAUGCCUGGGGGCCCGGGGGACAACUUGAACUUGUAAGAGACCUGGGAGGAGUGUGAGUGUGGGCUCAGAUCUGCGGGAUGGUUCUUACCUGUUGCUUGCACCGGAGGCUCCAGCUGCAUUUUUACUAACGGCCGACCGCGUUCCCCUCCGACUGCCCCUCACAAGGACAGGUGCCCAAAUCCCAUCUUCCAGGCCUGCAGAGUCAGCACCAGCUCACCUAGAAACUCCCAGAAACUCCCCCUACUCUUCCCAGCCCCUUUGGAUCCACCAAGUGCCCAAGACUUUGGCUCCUGUGAUUCCCACCCAGGCAGGGGGGACCCAUCCUGUGUGGAAACAACCACCAGCACCACUCACCAGGCCUGGGGAUCCUGUGGACGACAGGAGGGUGAUAAUCAGACCCUCCACUCCCUCCCAGCUCCAGAACCUAGAAUGAAGGUCUGAAAGCCCCCCUGGGAUGCCUGCAUGGGGCACAUGAUCUCCCCACUGGUGCUGAGCACCCCUCUUCUUGUCUCUGCUUGGUGUGUUUUUCUCUACCCACGGGGAAGUGCUUACCGGCGGGAGGAUGGAAGCAGUUAGGGUUGGCUCUACCCCAGAAGAUCCAGCCCUUUGAUCUGCCCGCCCCCACACCUCCUCACCUGGGAGUACCCCGGCGGUCUGGGGUCUGGUUCCUUCCCGCAGGGUCUGGCAGCAGAGAGGCCUGAGGUGAGGCCCCGGAACUGGGGUUGGGCAGCAGCAGGCUGGUGGGGCCACCAGGGCAGGGAGGAAGGCAGGUAAAGUGGCCACACCAGCACAUGCUGCACCAGGACCUUGCAUCCAGCCUAGAAACCUUCCCUGGGAGAGGUACCGCAGAAGACCAUGGCCUUGAGCUCCAGUCUACAGUAAAUGACCCUCAGGGGUCUCCCCUCUAGGGCCUGAUUCUCUGGAAUGCC
Acinonyx jubatus (cheetah) is the source of this 1980-nucleotide messenger RNA. It is a transcript of the gene TSPAN11, whose product is annotated as tetraspanin 11. Gene Ontology annotation, cellular component: membrane. The record is from RefSeq and is a predicted model, not a curated record. The coding region runs from base 300 to 1079 and encodes 259 amino acids. The transcript has 9 exons. NCBI's taxonomy places the organism in Eukaryota, Metazoa, Chordata, Mammalia, Carnivora, Felidae.